UACCUGGAAGCAAUUCUGAGCCCAGUAAGUUGUGAUCCAUGGCUACAGUGCUAAUAUGCCGAAGAUUUCCAAGGCUCAGCAGGGUGACCACAUUCUCAACUACAGCCAAGUGCAAGGCCAAGAGUGGGAGCAGCAAAAGUGAGGAGGAAAAGGAAGACACCCCAGAAUCAGCCACCCCCAGAACCGAAUCCACAGCCACAAUCCAGUUGCUGAAUCCACUGGACUACAGGGUGCUGUAUAAUCCAUCUGCCUAUGCCCGAAGCAGAGCUGCCUCCCAGCAGCAUGCUGCUGGGAGCAUUGGUGAUGCUUUCGCCAGCCUUGGCACCACACAGGUUGGUUCCACCUCUUCUCAAGCUUGGCCACCCAUCAGAAAGCCCAGGUCCAAAUCCCUCCUGGAGCAGACCAUCUCAGCAGGCCUCUCUGCAGCACAGACCAAGGAGGAAGCAGAAAAGGAGAAGUUGGAGCUGCACGACUCCAAGGAGGACCCCCGUGUGUUUCAGAAGGGGAGGCCUGAAUACAGAUCCCUCAGCUAUGACAAGUCUGAGCCAGUAGAGACCCUUCCUUUAGAAGAAGGUGACUCCAUUCUACGCAGUGUGGCCACCUCCAAGGGCAGCCAGAGCCCAGGAGCUAUCACAGAUCACUUUGUCAAGCUGAGCCGUUUGCCAGUGGAACAGCACCCGGCGUUGGUGUCCGACCUCAGGUUUAACAAACUGUGUCACUGUGCUAGCAAAAGCAUGGGCUUGUUCAGCACUUCAGAUCUCAUCCAUGUUCUGAAGGCUUGUGUCCGUCUGCGCGUCCCAGCAACCCAUCCUCUGCUGAAUGCAUGCGAGAAUGAGUUCUGCCGGCGGGUGUGGGACAUGAACCUGGACCAGGUGCUGCUGGUGGCUGACUGCUGGCGCUGCCUGGAGCGGAGCGUGCCUUCCUACCUCAGCAUUCUGUUCAGCUAUGCCAACAUGCACUGGAAAGACCUCACUUUGCCCCACUUUGUCCAACUCCUUUAUAUCAUAGGGGAAGGCCGGAGGUCACCCGCGGACUUGAUGCAGAGGGUGGAGAGCAUGAUUCUGAAGCACUUGGAUUCCUUCACCUUGGAGGAGAUAGGUGCUAUCUGCUUGGGGCUCUUUAAGUCCCUCAGUGGUAUCUCUGACCAUGUCAUGAGGAGAAUUGCAGACAGGGUGUCGCUGCAGAUGGAAGACAUGAGCACUUAUGCUUUGGUGAACGUGCUGAAGCUACUCCGCUACACUCGCAUGGACCACUUGCCCCUCUUGAAGGAACUUGGGAAGGUUAUUCCUGCUCGGAUUCCUACAAUAAACAUCCAGGGCAUCAUGCACAUCAGUCUUACCUGUUCAUCCCUGCACUACUUUGACGAAGGCAUUAUGGCUGCUGUGGCUCUGUCAUUGCCAUCUAAGGUGGCUUACUGCCGAAGCAAAGAUGCUGCCAAGUUCUUGUGGUCCUUUGGGUGCCUGGACUAUGAACCUCCGAACGAGGAAGAGUUUUACUCCAGCCUCAUAGAGCAGAUGCAUAGAAAACUCCACGAGUUCGCCAAGUUUCCAGAGCAUCUCCUUACGGGUUUGCUUGGCCUGGCAUUUGUCAAACGCUUCCCAGAGGAGCUGAUAGACUGUGCUUUGAGGGAUGAGUUUAUCCAGAGAACAAGAAGCAGUAAAUACGAGCUCCAGAAGGACCUGUUCACCCUUAGUAAGAGUGUUGAAAUCGAGUGCCCGAGCUACCAAGGCAGCCGCCUUCCACCUCAGCUUUCCCAAGAGAUCACCGAGAUGGUUUUGACUUUCGCAGAGCAAGAAAUCUACGUCAGGCCUGAGAUUGUGGAAGCCACAGCUCUUCUCGAGAGCAUGUUGGGGGGCCGCGAGUAUGUGAAGAACCACAUGAUCCUGCCUCACACGAGAUCCAGUGAUCUGGAGGUCCAUUUGGCCAUGGAUGGACGUCCCAUCCCUUUCAACGUAGAAGACCCUGUUAGAGUGAAGAAACUAAAAGACAUUGGAGUUAGUUUAACGGAUGACUUAAUGUUUCAGCUUAUAAAAGGGAGAUCUAACAACCAGGCUCUCAUGGAAGUGGGUAAUGAAGCUGAGACUGCCAGGCGGGAGCGAGGAGAGCAAGGAUGGACACCAAGCUCAGGGAGGGAUCAAGCUGUGCUUUCAGGUGGAUCUCUUGCAGAUGCCUGCCUUGAAGCCCCCCCAUCCCUUAGGCUGAACAGGCAUCCUCAAGGGGUGAAGCUGGCUAUCCAGGUGUCCAACAGAAACCACUACUGCUACUGCUCCAAGCGCCUGUUGGGGCUGCACCGCCUGAAGCGGCGGCAGCUGCAGCAGCUGGGGUACGUGGUGGUGGAGCUUCCCUUCUGGGAAUGGUUUCCCCUGCUCAAACGCACGCGGCUGGAGAAGCUGAGCUACCUCCAGUACAAAGUGUUCAACCCAGCACUGCUGAGCAGGGCUGCUUAAGGUUGGCGGGGAGCUUGCCCACAGCCUCCCCAGUGCAUCGUGCUCUGCGGUUACUGGUUAGAAUGGUCUCGGAGUGCUGGUUAAGUGUCUGGCUGGUGCUCUGUGUGCUCAGCUCUUGCUGUGUUAGGCAGUUCUGCUCUGCUGAGCCGUGUGCCUCUCCUUUUGUACAUAGAUCCUCAAAGCACUUCUGUGACAAAUAAAAACUCAUGGCCUGUG
Neopsephotus bourkii (Bourke's parrot) is the source of this 2663-nucleotide messenger RNA. RefSeq names its product FAST kinase domains 5 (gene FASTKD5). Gene Ontology annotation, cellular component: mitochondrial matrix; ribonucleoprotein granule. The coding region runs from base 39 to 2447 and encodes 802 amino acids. The record is from RefSeq and is a predicted model, not a curated record. The transcript has a single exon. Lineage: Eukaryota; Metazoa; Chordata; Aves; Psittaciformes; Psittacidae. Gene Ontology annotation, molecular function: RNA binding. Gene Ontology annotation, biological process: regulation of mitochondrial mRNA stability; mitochondrial RNA processing.